AUGGCUGAACUAAUUGAUGUUGGAAAACAUUGCGAACUCGAUUCAUGCAAGAGAUUAGAUUACACUCCUUUCAAUUGCCACCUUUGUUCUAAAAGUUUUUGUCAAGAUCACAGACUAAAUCAUGGUUGCUCUGUAUCGAAAGUAUACGAAGGUCCGAGUGAGGGGACAAGCUUUGAUCCUGUUCGUCCAUACUUGUGUAGUUAUGAGAAAUGUCCAAACGCUGAGAGCGUGAAGAUCACAUGUCGAUUAUGUCUGUUAAAUUUCUGUUUGAAGCACCGUCAUGAGGACGAGCACAGUUGUACUCACAUGCCAAAAGACCCGAAAGAGGAAGUAGAGAAGAAGAUGGCGGCUAUUCGAGAGGCUUGUGGAGUGAAAGAGGAAGAGAAACCACAGGCCAACACGAAGCCAAAGAAGGUCUUGAAGUUAACAGAAGCGCAAAAAGCUAGAAUGGACAAAGUCUCUUUGAUGAAGUUAAAACUUAAUAACAAACUUCAAUUGGGACCGAAUGAAAGUUUGAUUGUGUUUGUGGAGUGGUCAGAUGGACGGGAACCUAUCAUGAUCAGCAAGAGUUGGACGAUAGGAAGAGCUAUCAGUUCGUUUGUAGAGAAACACACAGAGUUUUCAGGGACAUUGUCAGUUCAUCAUAUAGGGAAUGAUAAACAAUUGGAUUAUUCUGAAACAUGUGGUCAUGUAUUGAAAGAACACGAGACAAUCUAUAUCGAACGGAAGUAG
This is a messenger RNA of Auanema sp. JU1783, 732 nucleotides long. The record is from the annotation of a GenBank genome assembly. Lineage: Eukaryota; Metazoa; Nematoda; Chromadorea; Rhabditida; Rhabditidae.